ACCCACUCGGACCAGCUGCAGGAGAGAGUCGAAUAACUUGUGGCCGCUUUCCUGGGCGCAGACCCCACCUACCUCUGCACGUUCCUCAAGACCUACAGGACAUGUGCGCCUAGUGAGGUCACCUUGCAAAUUUUGUUUAGCAGAUACAGAAGCUUCUUCAGCUUCAGGGACCGAGAUCGGAGACUCCUGGAGCAGCAGAAAAGGGCCAUGACCUCCAUCCUGGGCACCUGGAUGAAUCUGCAUCCAGAGGAUUUUCUCCAGCCCCCAGAAUACCGCAGCCCGAAGCUGGUGCUGGCUUACGCGAGGCUCAACAUGCCGGGCACGCGGGUGGAUCGAAGGGCCCAGUUUCUCGAACUGUGCAUGUUCCAUGAGCCCGAUGAGCCAGAGGCUCCAGCUCCAUCUGAGGAGCAAGACCCAGGCGCCCCUCAGGAGCUCACCACCGCUCCCGCCCUGGUGCCCGAUGCAGCUGCGGAGACCCAGCCUCCUGAGGCCAUGUCCCCUCCUGGAGCUCAACCAUCCGAGGAAGCGGCCACCCUACCUGCGGUGCCAACACCAGGGCUGAAGGUGGUCGCCGCUCUUACUGACCCUCAGGAGCCGGACGCGGCACGUGCACCGUUGGGGACCCCCGAGCAGCCGCAGCCUGCAGCCCCAGCUGGCGGGGUCUGUGAAGGCGCCGAACAACACCCUGCUGGAGCUGAGCGACCACCUCAGCUCCCGAGCAGCGGCUCCCGGUGGCUACAGCCCCGCAGGCUGAUGGCCUUGACCAUGACAGCGGUGUUUGUCGUCUGUGUGUCUUUUAUCAACAUGUUUAAUGGUUUUUGGGUUUUCUUUAGGAAAUAAAAUAUAAAUUCACUUC
Messenger RNA from Suricata suricatta (meerkat), 856 nucleotides. RefSeq lists its product as uncharacterized. The record is from RefSeq and is a predicted model, not a curated record. The transcript is spliced from 4 exons. NCBI's taxonomy places the organism in Eukaryota, Metazoa, Chordata, Mammalia, Carnivora, Herpestidae. Bases 208 to 840 code for a protein of 210 amino acids.